Molecule: messenger RNA, 2152 nt
Organism: Uranotaenia lowii
Lineage: Eukaryota; Metazoa; Arthropoda; Insecta; Diptera; Culicidae
Product: stabilizer of axonemal microtubules 1
Exons: 7
Coding region: 215-1858 (547 amino acids)
Biological process (GO): microtubule anchoring
Cellular component (GO): centriole; ciliary basal body; cytoskeleton
Molecular function (GO): microtubule binding
Source: RefSeq, a predicted model, not a curated record
UAAGCAGCCCAAACAAACAAAUCCAAUCACAGUAGUCGUUCGUUUCCUUUGUCAAAUUAUUUAAUAGUUGCGUAAAUUUCUACACCUAGUUUCUCGUUCUCGUCCUGUUAAAGGACUGGAAGGAGAGUUCCGAAAUUACCUGUUCCUGGAUUUCGAUCAAGGCCACCAAAUUCUAUUUGCUAUUUGUACCCGAACUUGAUUGAACUUAUUGAACAUGGAAACUUGUGAAGUCAUCACCGGUGCCGAUUGUCCUCCGGAGGUGUGUUGCCCGGAACCGGAAGCGGACUGCUGCUAUGCCGAGCCAACAACGAACACAGAUCAGCUGGUAACGCCGAUCAUCGGGGACAGUCCUUGCGUCGUGGACCCAUCGUGUCCAGCUGAUCCCUGUCCAAUGGUUUGUGGACCAGCCCCUGCCCAGUGCCAGAACUGUGCCUGCGGCAAGCCGGAUUGUGUGCCGAAGAAAGUGCGCUACAUCCAACCGCCUCGACGGGAACCAUGCAAACCGGUAGCAUGCUAUCGGCCACCGGUAGUGGAAUUUUCGGGCGAUUCCGUGUACAAAACAUCCUUCAACACCGACCCAGCUACGAUCGUAUGCAAUGCUCGUCCGAUGCCAAUAACGCCACGCAAUAACCUGGCGGUGCCACCCGGUUGCCUGGAGAAGACUACCGUUACCUCGCUUUCGUAUCCUGCCUAUGGACACAGUGAACGUCAGAAACCCGUUCUGCCGAGCCAUAAUCAAUCGAUCGGAGGCGGCCCAAUGCAGGAGGUCACAACAACUCGUCACGACUACGUACCUAAAUCGACCCCAAAACGGGUUAAAAUCAUUCCGGAAGGGCACAUUCGCAGUUUGAGUGCCCCGUUCGAGAAGGAAACGGUUAAUAAGCUAUCGUUCGGAUGUCCGAAUAUGACCAACUUCACCCCGGCAGUGUCCUGCAAACCGGUGCGGGAGUACACCAGAUCAGAGAUUCCAAUGGCCUCUGAGACAACCGCCAAACUAAGCUAUCCUCCGGUGAGUCCGGGCCCUAAGGAGAUUCAUCCAUGGGCCCGUCGUGCUAGCUAUCAACCGCCGGACGUGGCGAUGGCCAAUGACACGACCUACAAGAAAAGUUACAUGACCAACAGCGCUUGUGCCUCGGAACGUGUCAAGAUGAUACCUCCCUUCAAUAACUUACGUGUACCUGCUGAUUCUUCGUUCGAAUCAAAGACAGUCUACAAGGAAAGUUAUUACUGCAACGGCGGUGAACGACCGGCAGCGAUACGGCCUGUUGGCCAACUCCACAUACCGAGUUCCAAGCUGGAAGACAACACCGUCUAUAAGCUCUCUUUCCCCAUCUACUGCAACGCGCAACGUCCCGAACCGGUGCUGCCUCGGCCGGCACCACUUAUAGGACAAGGACCAAUCCAGGAGAUCACAACCACCCGGCACGAUUUCGUCUGCAAAAGUGGCACUAAACGGGAACCGAUUGUACCGCAAAACAUGCUGCACGCACCGACCGGGCGGUUCGAAAGCGACACCGUUCAACGUUUGUCCUUCCCAGCUAACAAGGAAAACAUUAUGCCGCCAAAAUCCUGUAAACCGAUCACCUGCUAUAAACGAUCGGAGAUUCCCAUGGAAAGUGAAACCACGAACAAGUUGAGUUUCAUGCCUGUGAGCCCGGCGCCAAAGGAAAUUUACCCGUGGGCCCGAAGAGCCUGCUACCAACCGCCGGAUGCCCCGAUGGCAUCGGAAACGACGGCCAAACUCAGCUAUCAGCCACCAGGAAUCAUAAUCGAUGAUGAUCCCAGUGGCCCCUGUUGCCAGACGUGUAACCCGGCUACGGUCAACUGUUGCUAUCCGCGGGCAGCCAUCGUUAGCUAGAAAAAGGAACCGGAACCGACCGGGUAAGGAGUCCUAAUUUAUAUGUAGGCGAAAGAGAUGUUUCUAGAAAAGCUGCCGCCAAGCUGUAGUUAAUCGGGCACAAAGCAAACAAGCAGUAGAAAUAUGAAACGGUGUACAUAGAUCGAAGAUACAAUUCUUUCUCAUUAGUAAUUUUAUUUUUUUAUUUAUUAGAAUUUUUAUUCAAAUGUAGAACUAUAAAUUGUAUGUUACUGAAAACUUAAAUUAAAGCCACCCGAAAGGAGACGACAAAAUCCUUGCUAUGUGUUCCCAACA